Molecule: messenger RNA, 5722 nt
Organism: Trichomycterus rosablanca
Lineage: Eukaryota; Metazoa; Chordata; Actinopteri; Siluriformes; Trichomycteridae
Exons: 6
Coding region: 1-5589 (1862 amino acids)
Source: RefSeq, a predicted model, not a curated record
AUGAAUAAACAUGGAUUUGCUAGAGCAUCAUGUGACUCUAGGGUACAGGAGAGAUCUAAGAACGUAUUUCUAAAAGCUUCUGAAAACAAGGACACUGAUGAUGAUGCUUCUACUCCAAGAGAAGAUCCACUUGCUUGCACUGAUAUUGAACUUUCUAAAACCGAGGAAGACCACCAAGAUGGGAAGGAGAGUAAGAACAGUCAAGAAAUAAGAAGUGAACCAGUAAAUGAAAUGGAAGAUGUUGAGAAUCUUUUCAGAGAGCCUCAUGUUUCUUCUCCAAGAGAAGAUCCACUUGCUUGCACUGAUGCGGACAUAAUAAACAAGGAUGACCUUGCUAAAACCGAGGAAGACCACCUCAAUGAGAAGGGGAGUAAAGACAGCCAAGAAAUAAGUAGCAAACCAGAAGAUGAAAUGGAAGAUGUUGGGAAUCUUUUCAAAGAGCUCAAUGCUUCUUCUCCAAGAGAGGAUCCACUUGCUUGCACUCAUACGGACAUAAUAAACAAGGAUGACCUUUCUAAAACAGAGGAAGACCACCAAGAUGAGAAGGAGAGUAAAGACAGCCAAGAAAUAAGUAGCAAAGCAGUAAAUGAAAUGGAAGAUGUUGAGAAUCUAUUCAAAGAACUCAAAGAACAAGGAAUCAAGGAGGGUAUUGGAGUGAAGGCAGACAUUCAGAAGGUCCAAGUGGAGAAAACCGAGGAGGAUCAGAAAAAGAACAAACAAAGAAAUCAAGGACAGACCGAGGGAAAAAAUGAGACAAUAAGAUCUCAGAUGGUGGAGGGGAGUUGUUUACCAACCCAGCUGGUUAUUUCCAUGAAGGAAGUGGAAGACGUUCCAAGCAAAAGCUUAAAAAUGAAGGUUUCUGAUCAAAAAGUGGACAAUAUAUGUAAAAAUCUGGAGACCCCACAGUUGGAACAUCUAGAGCAUCAAAAGACAAUGGAAAUUCUAGAGACCAUUGAUGCUAAGGAUAGUAAUUUGCAAACAAUAGACCUGAGCCAGUCAGAUCCACCUAUAGACACCGAUUCUGAUAUCUCUGGAUUACAAAGACCAAAGACAGAGACACUCGUGACUGAGCAAGACCUGGCGGAAGCCCUUGCAAAACUGAAAGCAGGGACAGGAAACCAAAAUGACACUCUCGAAAACAAGUCCGAAUUCGAAACAAAGGCUGAUACAGAGGACGUGAUGAAAUCGAGCUCACGAAAGCAGCACCUAGUCAGUGAAAUGAACCAGGGCUACACUGAACAAGGGUCUACAACAGAAACAUUGCAGACAGAUGAUGAAUCAGCACUAGAAGUACUGGAGAUGCAGAUGGAUACAGAUAAAGGCAUUGAUACAGAAGGCAGAACUGAUUCAAAUGAGACUGGAUCAUUGGCUGAAGGAGUUGUGGAGAAGGUAAUGAAGACAUCUGAGGAGGAUAGCAAGUCAGCUGUGGUUCCACAGGAAGAACUAGACCAGUCCUACCCUAAAAAAGAGUUACCUGACCAAACAACAACAUCAAUUAGCAAAAUGGUUGUACAUCCUGAGCCAGAAGAUGAAAUCUCAGAUUCUACCCUGCAUGAACAAGAUGAAACUCAAUGGAUCAAUGAAGCAACUCUUGGUUCCGUAACCAAACUAACACCAGAGACGAAAAUCAGUUCUACUAAACAGAUCGUCACGAGUAAGCAUGCCAGGAACAAUCAGACCUGUCAGCAAGAGCAAUCUGAAAAGGACUCGAUCACAGAAGUGACCACAGAAUUAGCCAAAGAUCAGACAAAGACUCUGGAUUCUAAGGACACUUCAGAAACCAAACUAGAAGCUGAAUUAAAUGGUAGCGAGCUUGCAGUAACUGGACUUCAGAUUGAAGCCUUACAGCCUUUAAGCCUUCCAGAGAGUGAAUCAGCGGAAAUAUGGAAGGAUACACACCAAGACAUUGAGACAACUGAGGUUGAAUUGAAGACUACCUCAUUAGAGGUUGUGAAGGAACCAACAGAUACGGAAGAGAUAGCUGUACCUGAAAUGAUUUGCCAACCCUACACUAAAGAAGACUCCAUGUUAGAACAGUUCGCAGAUAAAGAAGUGACCAAAUCAUUAAUGCAGGCAUCAUUUACCGAAGCAAAGCCUGUGCAUCCAGAGCCGAAAGAUGACUCUCCAACUUCUUUGAUGCAGGAACUGGACAAAACCGAACGCCCAGAUGAAACCAGUGUUGGUUCUACAAGCAUGAGUAAGCAUGAGCAAGCUGAAUCUGAAAGUGAGAAUAAAACAGAAGGUCAAUUAUCUCUAGAGGCUGUGGAGACCACAAUUGAAGUCCUAACAGAGUUACGUGAGGCAAAGGCUAUGAUUCUUAAAGACACUUCUGACACCCCGUUAGAGGAUAGCACAAUACAGGACAGGUUAGCUGUCGAAACCGAAUUGCAUAGACCUCUGAUGGAUAUGCAGGUGGAUACAGAAAACUUGAAGACUACCUCAUUAGAGGUUGUGAGGGAAUCAAGAGAUACGGAAGAGCCAGCUGUAUCUGAAGUGAUAUGCCAACACUACACUGAAGAAGACUCCAUGUUAGAACAGUUCGCAGAUAAAGAAGUGACCAAAUCAUUAAUGCAGGCAUCAUUUACCAAAGCAAAGCCUGUGCAUCCAGAGCCGAAAGACGACUCGCCAACUUCUUCAAUGCAGGAACUGGACAAAACCGAACGCCCCAAUGAAACCAGUGUUGGUUCUACAAGCAUGAGUAAGCAUGAGCAAGAUGAAUUGGAAAGUGAGACUAAAACAGAAGGUCAAUUAUCUCUCGCAGCUGUGGAGACCACAAUUGAAGUCCUAACAGAGUUACCUGAGGCAAAGGCUAUGAUUCUUGAAGACACUUCUAAAACCCCGUUAGAGGAUCGCACAAUACAGGACAGGUCAGCUGUCGAAAUCGAAUUGCAUAGACCUCUGAUGGAUAUGCAGGUGGAUACAGAAAACUUGAAGACUACCUCAUUAGAGGUUGUGGAGGAAUCAAGAGAUAUGGAAGAGCUAGAUGUACCUGAAGUGAUAUGCCAAUCCUACACUGAAGAAGACCCUAUGCAAGAACAGUUCACAGAUAAUGAAGUGACUAAAUCAAUAAUGAAGGCAUCAUUUACCCAAGAAAAGCCUGUGCUUCCAGAGCCGAAAGACGACUCACCAACUUCUUUGAUGCAUGAACUGAACAAAAUCGAACGCCCAGAUGAAACCAGCGUUGGUUCUACAAGCAUGAGUAAACAUGAGCAAGCUGAAUCGGAAAGUGAGACUAAAACAGAAGGUCAAUUAUCUCUAGAGGCUGUGGAGACCACAUCUGAAGUCCUAACAGAGUUACCUGAGGCAAAGGCUAUGAUUCCUGAAGACACUUCUGACACCCCGUUAGAGGAUCGCACAAUACAGGACAGGUCAGCUGUCGAAACCGAAUCGCAUAGACCUCUGAUGGAUAUGCAGGUGGAUACAGAAAACUUGAAGACUACCUCAUUAGAGGUUGUGGAGGAACCAACAGAUACAGGAGAAAUAGCUGUACCUGAAGUGAUAUGCCAAUCCUCCACUGAAGAAGACCCUAUGCAAGAACAGUUCACAGAUAAAGAAGUGACCAAAUCAUUAAUGCAGGCACCAUUUACCCAAACAAAGCCUGUGCUUCCAGAGCCGAAAGACGACUCGCCAACUUCUUCGAUGCAGGAACUGGACAAAACCGAACGCCCAGAUGAAACCAGUGUUGGUUCUACAAGCAUGAGUAAACAUGAGCAAGCUGAAUCGGAAAGUGAGACUAAAACAGAAGGUCAAUUAUCUCUAGAGGCUGUGGAGACCACAUCUGAAGUCCUAACAGAGUUACCUGAGGCAAAGGCUAUGAUUCCUGAAGACACUUCUGACACCCCAUUAGAGGAUCGCACAAUACAGGACAGGUCAGCUGUCGAAACCGAAUCGCAUAGACCUCUGAUGGAUAUGCAGGUGGAUACAGAAAACUUGAAGACUACCUCAUUAGAGGUUGUGGAGGAAUCAACAGAUACGGGAGAAAUAGCUGUACCUGAAGUGAUAUGCCAAUCCUACACUGAAGAAGACCCUAUGCAAGAACAGUUCACAGAUAAAGAAGUGACCAAAUCAUUAAUGCAGGCACCAUUUACCCAAACAAAGCCUGUGCUUCCAGAGCCGAAAGACGACUCGCCAACUUCUUCGAUGCAGGAACUGGACAAAACCGAACGCCCAGAUGAAACCAGUGUUGGUUCUACAAACAUGAGUAAACAUGAGCAAGCUGAAUCUGAAAGUGAGACUAAAACAGAAGGUCAAUUAUCUCUCGCAGCUGUGGAGACCACAUUUGAAGUCCUAACAGAGGUAGUUGAGGCAACUUCUGAUACCCCGUUAGAGGAUUGCACAAUACAGGACAGGUCAGCUGUCGAAACCGAAUCGCAUAGACCUCCGAAGGAUAUGCAGAUGGAUACAGAAAUGGAUACAGAGUCUGAAAUAAGUGGCUUGAUCGAGGGAUCGGAUGAGGAUAGGAAGAAAGCAGAGUUAGAGACCGUUGCUGAGGAAGACGUUGCGCAACAGGAAAUGUCAGAGCUGUGCUACUCUGAAGAAAAAUCACCUGAUAUGAUGGUGAAUGAACUCAAAUGUCAUCUAGCCGAAUACAGAUAUCAUGAAUCAUCUCAUGAAAGUGUAGAGAACACUUUGGAAUCAGUGAUUCCAUUAGAGGAUCAAUCAAACCUUGGCGAGUGCACAGCACUGGAUAAAAUACAGACUGAAUUUUUAGGACCUUUAAACCUUCCAGAAAGUGAAUCAGCACUAGAUGCUUUGAAGAUACUAAGAGAUAUUAAAAACGAACCUGAAAAACAAGAGAGUACAGAUGGAUUGAGAGAUAAAACCAAUUUCCAAGCUGCUUCGACGGGAGUUGUGGAUGAAUUAAAGGUUGCAUUGAAGAAGAAAUCCAAGUAUGAUAUCCAAAAGCAGAUAUUAUCAUGUAAAACAAAGACUCUGGAAGCAAAGGAGAUGAAGGUUGAAGUGGAAGCGUCAACAAGAGACGACGAAAAGGAUGAGCAUCUGACCACGUAUGAAGAACCUAAGGGAGAAACAGCAGUAGAUGGUGAUAAACAUCUAAAGGAAAGAAGCAGACCAGGACUGAAGAGAGGGAUUAAACAAAUGGAGUCUUCAUCGAGAGUCUUUCAACUUCAACAGGUUUCCUUCUUGGACCUUACGGCACAGAAGUCAAAGAUUGCUGUAAGAAGGCCCGAUAUUCGACCACCCAAGGACCCUCGUACGCUAAUCAACAUGCCUUCCGUGGAGCCCUCGACUCUUCCUCUUCCUUCACGACCCAGCCCUUUGGAAAAAUCUUUUAAAGAAGAUGCAUCAACACCAAGGAAAAACAUAAUCGGGUUUAAACUCCCUGGUUUGGGUGCUGGUUUCCCUGUGUUAAGAAAAACAGAGGCUGGUAAAAGAAUAAAAGGUGAAGAAGAUACACCUCCACAGAAGUCUAACGCAGAGUCACAGCCAACAGACGAACAUGUCAAGCAAAAGCCCGUCCCGGAUAAACCCGAUAAACCAAAAUGGACACCACCAAAGCAUUCUGGGAUGGGAAGCCCCAUGAUGAUGGCAGAGCUGAAGAACAAGCUCAAAAAGAAUGUAAAGGAAUAAAAAGACGACGUUAAAAUAAUUCUAAGUGCUGUAAAUAUUAAAUAUUAAAAUAGUAUUAUGGUAUUUAUUUGAAAAAUAAGCUUAUAUGGCAUACAAUUCUUACUAUAAAAAUAAACGCCUAUUUUAAAUAUGA